Molecule: messenger RNA, 918 nt
Organism: Ctenocephalides felis (cat flea)
Lineage: Eukaryota; Metazoa; Arthropoda; Insecta; Siphonaptera; Pulicidae
Product: sentrin-specific protease-like
Exons: 1
Coding region: 1-918 (305 amino acids)
Biological process (GO): protein desumoylation
Cellular component (GO): nucleus
Molecular function (GO): deSUMOylase activity
Source: RefSeq, a predicted model, not a curated record
AUGAGAGGACGAAAAGAACCGAAUGCAAAACCAUCCAAAAAUGGUAAAGGAGAUACAACUGAAGCCAUAAAUAAUAAAACUGGAAGAAAAAGAAAUGUGUCACCAGUCACGGAUCAUACGGAAAUGACACCAAAUUCUGAUGCACAAUUUGAUGGAAGUCCACAGAAAAAACUAAAAAUUAAUGAUGACAAGUUGCAACCUGAAGUUGUUAUUGAAAUAAUGGAAGGCAUUUAUUUGGUGAAAGAGGCACCGAAUGAGGAGGUUGAUGCAAAAAUCAUUAGGGCCAUUGCGAGUUGUGCAUUCCACAAACCAAUUAUAGAAGAAUCUGAAAUCAAUAUUUCUGACACUGGUCUUGAUUCACUGAAUGGAACAAAUUGGUUAGAGGACACUGUAAUUAAUUUAUAUAUGGAUUUAUUGACACAACGAGGAACUGAACCGGGUCAACUUAAGGUGCAUGCCAUGAACACCUUUUUUCUGCUAAGCUUACAAGCUCAUGGUUACAGUUCUGUUUGUACAUGGACCAAAAACGUGGAUAUAUUUACUUAUGAUUUAAUGCCGAUUCCAGUUCAUGUUAAUGGUUUCCAUUGGUGUAUGCUAAUUAUUGAUUUCACACAUAAAAGCAUAAAGUAUUAUGAUAGUUUGGAUGGUUCCGAUCAAGGUGUUCUCGACAUGAUGGAAUCAUAUUUGAAAGACGAGUCAUUGGAUAAGAAAAAAAUACCACUAGACACAAGUACCUGGACAAAGGAAAUUGUUAAGGAUAUACCUCAGCAAGAGAAUGGUUAUGACUGUGGAGUCUUUUCUUGUAUGUUUGCAGAAUAUAUAUGUAGAGGUGCAAAAAUCGACUUUAGUCAAAAUGAUAUGGAAUAUUUUCGGAAGAAAAUGCAUUUAGAAAUAGUCAAUGGAAAAUUACUAACUUAA